This is a messenger RNA of Rhipicephalus sanguineus (brown dog tick), 947 nucleotides long. RefSeq names its product haloacid dehalogenase-like hydrolase domain-containing protein 2. Gene Ontology annotation, biological process: dephosphorylation. The transcript has 6 exons. The record is from RefSeq and is a predicted model, not a curated record. Lineage: Eukaryota; Metazoa; Arthropoda; Arachnida; Ixodida; Ixodidae. Bases 22 to 864 code for a protein of 280 amino acids. Gene Ontology annotation, molecular function: phosphatase activity.
UGCCUUGUUUGCAGCCUGGUUAUGAUACACUUUUGCAGGAACGUUUGCCCGCGCUUCUCACUGGUCUGUCGCUUAUAUUCAGUAAUGACUUCAGCGAAACACGUUAAGACGGCCCUCAUUGAUUUGAGCGGCACGAUACAUGUUGACGACAAGAUCAUUCCAGGGGCCGUCGAAGCACUAGAAAGGUUACGUGCUGCCGGGAUCCAAAUCCAAUUCGUGACAAACACUACGAAGGAAUCGCGGCGACGACUGCACGAGCGGUUGGUUAGUUUAGGUUUCAAGAUUUCCUUGGACGAAAUUUUCUCGUCCUUGACUGCUGCCAGGUCUUUCAUUGAGGUGCGGAACCUGAGACCUCACCUUAUGGUGUCUGAGGCUGCUAUGGAAGAAUUUCAAGGUAUGGAUACGAAUGACCCCAAUGCUGUACUGAUUGGAUUGGCACCAGAAAAAUUCAACUAUGCUCCUAUGAAUGAAGCAUUUCGGUUAGUACUGGACGGAGCACUGCUUGUUGCAAUCCACAAGGCACGCUACUACCGCACUAACGACGGCCUGGCCUUGGGACCGGGCCCAUUUGUGAGGGCGUUGGAGUUUGCCACUGACAAGACAGCCGAGAUUGUAGGCAAACCUGACAAGACUUUCUUCCUGACUGCUCUCAGACAGCUCCAUGCUCGACCAGAAGACACUGUUAUGAUUGGUGAUGAUGUUCGUGAUGACAUUGACGGAGCUCAACAAGUUGGCAUCCGGGGAAUUCUAGUGCAAACAGGGAAAUAUAUGGUUGGCGACGAGAUCAAGAUAGAAAAUCGUCCCUGGGCCUUGGUCCCAUCAUUUGUCGAUGCAGUGGACAUGAUACUAAAGUCAAAGAGGUAGAAAUGAUCUGUAUAUUAAGAGGCUUUUAUGCCAGGAAAAGUGGCAUCAUAUUGUGUAAUAAAGCAUUUCUGCAUAAGUUUUUU